AAUCGUGAGAGCACGAAGAUAGAAUCAACUAACUUGAUUGACCAGAGUUCGGUUGGUCGUUCGGUUUGUCAGUCAGAAGACCACUGAGCGAUUUAUAUCCAAACAACUGUAAAAUCAACAACAAUAUCCUAUAUCAACAACUUCUUAAAGAUUGAUCCCGCCAUAAGAGAGGGUACUCAGCAGGACAAGGAGGUAUGAAACGACCGCUUUUACGGUGUUUGCCUUCCCUCCUGUUGGGUAUCUUCCUGACUACUUUUAUCAACUUUAUACUAUACAAUAACGAGAAACAGUCUUUUACCUCACCUCAAGAUGACUGGGAGAAAAUUUAUGAAAUGCUUGAGAAGUACUCACAACCCUGGGUUAAAAAUGAAAACAAGCACAAAGAAAUCAGAGACUGGAAACUUCUCAACACACAACUUCAGCAACACCAUGUAAAGAACAAAAUCACUGGUUCCUAUAAGGAAAUCAAGGAGAAAAGCAAAGGAAUAGAAAUUUGCUCUGAAGAUUCUCAAGUCUGGAAAAAUAAAAAUCAAGAAAUUGACAAGAAGCCGCCUCAGCGAAAUGAUCCCCAGUCUUGUCAAGACUGCAGGGAGAAAAUAGAAGAAAUCCUACAGAAUUAUUCACAACCCUGGGUUAAAGACGAAAAAAAGCUCCAAGAAAUCAGGACAGGGCUUCGCGUCAACUGCAAUGGUUUGGAGAACGCCAUCAUAACCCAGAAAAACAGUCCAAUGGGAACGAAGAUUGUCUAUGAUGGGGACAAGGGGCAUACUCUCAAAGUGAACUCACAACAUUUUGCAACAUUUGUCAAAAUGCAUCAGAUCUUGAAUAAAACGUUGCAUUCAUGUGCUGUUGUUGGGAAUGGAGGAAUCCUAGCAAACAGCAAAUGUGGACAUCAGAUUGAUUCAGCUGAAUUUGUGAUCAGAUGUAACCUAGCCCCUUUGUUAAAUGGAUAUGAGGAACAUGUAGGGAUGAAAACAGACAUUGUCACUGCAAACCCGAGCAUCUUAUCUAAAAGAUACGACUCGCUUUUAGGCAGUCGACGCAGGUUUGUGGAGAGUCUUUGCCAAUAUGGCGAUGCCAUGUUGCUACUUCCUGCUUUCUCCUACGUUGUAAACACAGCAAUGUCUUUCCGGGCUCUGCACACCAUUGAUGACUUUGAAAUGCCCCUCCAGUCUGCUUUCAUGAACCCAAGCUAUCUUCGGAGUUUGGCUGUUUUUUGGGGCUCUCACGGAUUGUUGGAAAAACGCCACAGCACCGGUUUUAUGAUGGUCAGUCUGGCGUUGGAGCUGUGUGACAACGUGGACCUGUUUGGAUUCUGGCCCUUCGGUGUUCACCCAGACAGCUUCCAAAACUUGACACACCAUUAUUAUGACAACAAUGAAGCUAAGAAAUCUGUACACGUUAUGUCGGAUGAGUUCAAAUUUUUGUUGCAGUUGCACAGCCAAGGUGUGCUGAAUCUACACCUUGGGGAGUGUGGAACAGAGGAAUAGAUUAGCUAGACCACUCUCAUGUAAAGGUUUAAAAAAUAUUUGUUACAGAAGAAAGAAUAUUAAUUGGAUUUUCAUCACUCCAUGUCCUUGUUGCUUAAAAAAAUCAUGGGUGUCUUUACCAUCGAACAUGACUUUCUGCACAGUAGCAGACUGAAGUCCGUCUCUGACCUUAAAAGUAUCAGAAAGGUGAAAGCAAACAGGCAGAAGCAACAGCAGGGAGCAGGGUUAGGGUUUUUAUAUCACAAAUUGCUUCUCGUUGAUGCAGAGCUGAGAGUCAAAGUCUGUUUUAAUUAAUUUAACGUUGUAAUAUAUAAGUUUUGUUUUAAAAUAAUCAGCAAACCUUUUGUCAUGUGACACAUUUCAUCUUAUAAAAAUGGUUUUGUAUACAACAGUGCAUGCCAGUGAACGUAACAGCUUCUUAACACACCAGUGGAAUCAGUGAUUUAAGUGUACCAGGUAAAACAGAAAAAGCAACAAGACAGAAACUUCUGGAAUAUGAGUGACUGCAAAUUUCAGUCAUGGUAAAAAAUUCUGCAAAGUUCUGCAUCUGCAAGUUAUAGGGGCUUAGAUAUUUCAUUCUUGCCCAAGCUUUUUGGGGUGUAAUAAAUUUUUAGUUUCUUCUUAAAUUUAUUUAUUUAAAGACUUGGUUCUGUGAAAUGGUGAGUGGUUUUGUACAUUUGAGGUUAGCUUUAAAUAAUUUGAGAAAGUGGGAAGGUUAGAUCAUUUAUUUGUUUCACAUAUAAAACUGACAGAGCUUGUAUCUUUUUCUUUUCUUUCUUUUUUUUACAACAUCCAUCAGCUGAAAACACUGAGUUCCUUUAAAUCAAAGCUAAAUAAUUAAUUAAUUAUAAUCUUAAUAUUUGAUAAUGAUUAUUUUUGAGGAUUUUUGACAACGUAGUGUUUGCUGUUCCCAAUACAAUUAAUUGCUGCUUUUUAUUUUUAUAAUGUAAAGCAUUUUGAG
Molecule: messenger RNA, 2451 nt
Organism: Poeciliopsis prolifica (blackstripe livebearer)
Lineage: Eukaryota; Metazoa; Chordata; Actinopteri; Cyprinodontiformes; Poeciliidae
Product: alpha-N-acetylneuraminide alpha-2,8-sialyltransferase-like
Exons: 11
Coding region: 195-1490 (431 amino acids)
Biological process (GO): oligosaccharide metabolic process; N-glycan processing
Molecular function (GO): alpha-N-acetylneuraminate alpha-2,8-sialyltransferase activity
Source: RefSeq, a predicted model, not a curated record